UAGUAACUCAAUAUUUCUCAUAAAAUGCGCAGUGUUGUUGCUGUUCUAAAAACUGGUUUUAGUGGAUUACAAUGUCCACCAACGAUCAGACGGAAUAUCGGGUAUUAUAGUUAUCAACAGGUGCGCUAUGUGUCACUGUCUUCCAACAUUGUUUGCUGGAACUGCCAAAAGCCUGGAAAGCAAAUGAUAUGUGAGGAUUGUGGAAGCUUACAGGAUGUGGAUGAUAAAAUUAACUACUUUGAUUUAUUGGAAUUUCCUAAAACAUUUGCCGUGCAUUCUCAAGAGCUGACGCAGCGGUUUCGUCAGCUUCAAACACAUGUGCAUCCGGAUAAAUACAGCAACAAAACCUCACGGGAGCAGACGAAUUCCGCGGAUUGGAGUUCACUGAUAAACAAGGCCUACAAGACGUUAUCAGCGCCCGUGGAACGUGGCCAGUAUAUGUUGCAGCUGGAGGGUGAGGAGAUGCCAAAAGACAACAGUGCAUUAAAUACAACAUUUCUCAUUGCCAUGAUGGAACGCAACGAGGAGGUGGAGGAGGCGGAAGACAGCGCUGCCUUGGAACAGCUAAAUACGGUCAUAGCCAAGGAACUGGAAACAAAUGCACUGCAGCUUUCCACACAUUUCCAGGCAAACGACUUGGCUGCAGUGAAGGCAACACUUGUGGAAAUGAAAUAUCUGCAUAGCAUACAAAGCAGCAUCAAAAGGAAACAACAACUACUGAUGUCCCUCUGAAUUAGGGAUGAGUUGAGUUGAUCGGUCAUCGAUAGGUGCGAGCAACGCUAAGUUGGCUGCGCCAGUGGACAGUGGACGAUAAAACAGCUGAUAACAGUGCGAGCGACCAAAAGGGUUUCCAGUGAUGAUCGAUUAAAAAAUAUGUGUGUGUGAUGAAAAAUCACAGGUGUCGUUGACAAGCUGCUGUUAAUUAUUGUUGUAAAUUACUUGCGGUCGUAAAGUGCAAAUGGCAAAACGUAAUGUACAAAACGA
Drosophila innubila is the source of this 984-nucleotide messenger RNA. RefSeq names its product iron-sulfur cluster co-chaperone protein HscB (gene Hsc20). Gene Ontology annotation, biological process: [2Fe-2S] cluster assembly; protein complex oligomerization. The transcript is spliced from 3 exons. Lineage: Eukaryota; Metazoa; Arthropoda; Insecta; Diptera; Drosophilidae. Gene Ontology annotation, cellular component: mitochondrion. The record is from RefSeq and is a predicted model, not a curated record. The coding region runs from base 25 to 732 and encodes 235 amino acids. Gene Ontology annotation, molecular function: ATPase activator activity; protein-folding chaperone binding.